Molecule: messenger RNA, 831 nt
Organism: Sarcophilus harrisii (Tasmanian devil)
Lineage: Eukaryota; Metazoa; Chordata; Mammalia; Dasyuromorphia; Dasyuridae
Gene: CRYBA2
Product: crystallin beta A2
Exons: 4
Coding region: 144-737 (197 amino acids)
Biological process (GO): visual perception; lens development in camera-type eye
Molecular function (GO): structural constituent of eye lens
Source: RefSeq, a predicted model, not a curated record
GGAAAGAGGCAGAUGUGUCCGCAGUACAAGAGAAUCUCCUUUUGAGGUCCCCGACUUUGUCUGCCUCAGAUCCAGCGGCGAGUCCCGGGACCCCGGGCACUGACCCCUAAGCCGAGGAGUUUAUCGGUCUCGUUGCAGGCAGCAUGAGCGGCACCCUGUCCCAGGGCUCCAGCCCAGCCCGCCUCACUCUCUGGGAGGAAGAGAAUUUCCAGGGCCGCCGCUGUGAGCUGAUGAGCGAAUGUUCCAGCAUCCUAGAGCUUAGCGGCUUUCGCAGGGUGCGCUCUGUCAAGGUGGAAAGCGGCGCAUGGGUGGGCUUCGAAUACCCGGAUUUCCAGGGCCAGCAGUUCAUCCUGGAGAAGGGCGACUAUCCUCGAUCUACUGCGUGGAGCGGCAGCAGCGGCUACCGAACCGACCAGCUUCUCUCCUUCCGGCCCCUGCUCUGCGCCAAUCACAGUGACAGCCGAGUGACCCUUUAUGAGGGUGAAAACUUCCAGGGAUGCAAGUUUGAAUUGAGUGAUGACUAUCCAUCCCUGCCUGCCAUGGGCUGGGCCAGCAAGGAUGUGGGCUCCCUCAAAGUCACCUCAGGAGCAUGGGUAGGCUACCAAUAUCCUGGCUUCCGGGGCUACCAGUAUGUAUUGGAGCAGGACCGGCAUAGUGGAGAGUUUCGAAAAUACAGCGAGUUUGGUACCCAGGCCCAUACCAACCAGCUGCAAUCCAUCCGAAGAGUCCAGCACUAGAUUUGGCUGUGUUUGCCCUCAUUUCGGGGUCUCCUUGAGCAUCUGACACAUCUGGACCCAGAACCAUCAAUAAAGGCACUGAAUUUGCCUCACC